AUGUCCGCCCUCUUCAACUUCCAAUCUCUCCUCCUCGUCUUCCUCCUCAUUAUCUGCACAAGCGCAUAUGCCCACUCGAUGAUGCCCGGUAUCAUGGAUCGCAAUCAGCAUGGCAUCAUUGGUAUAUUCUGGAAAUGCGCGAGAAUAGGCGAACGAUUGAGUCCAUAUGUUAGUAUAUGUUGCGUUAUCAUGGCAAUCUCAAUAUUCAUCGGCGACUGA
Messenger RNA from Talaromyces marneffei, 219 nucleotides. RefSeq lists its product as uncharacterized. The transcript is spliced from 4 exons. Gene Ontology annotation, biological process: intracellular transport; protein secretion. The record is from RefSeq and is a predicted model, not a curated record. The coding region runs from base 1 to 219 and encodes 72 amino acids. Lineage: Eukaryota; Fungi; Ascomycota; Eurotiomycetes; Eurotiales; Trichocomaceae.